AAGUGCUGUUGCUACAAAAACAACACAUCACAGAGACGAUUGUGCGAGAUUUGCAUCAGGAGCACUUCCACGUUGGUUAAAAUGGACUAUUAGCUAUCGUUCAUGAGAAGUAUUGGCCGGUCCAUGUAAAGCAGCUGAUUAAGAAGGUUGUUUCAGCAUGUGAGGUGUGUGCUCGACAGCGUCCGAAACCGGGUGUACAAUACAUGGACAAUCUUCCAGGAGCUCGAGUGAAUCCAUCGCAACCUUUCUCCAAGGUUGGAAUAGACUACGCUGCUCCGUUUAUGAUUAAGUUCGGAGGCCGAAGUACGAAGGUAUACAAGGGAUACGUUGUCGUGUUUGUUUGCUUGGUAGUAAAGGCUAUACACUUCGUGUUGGUUUCAAGUUUGUCGGCGAAUAAUUUUAUAGCAGCCCUGAAACGUUUUUAUAGCCGUCGUGGACUGCCGAGUGAUAUAUACAGUGACAAUGCAACUACCUUUGUUGGUGCAAACCAUGAGUUAGCAGCGCUCAAGCAACUUUUCGAAGACCAGCAGCAUGAUUUAAAGGUAAAGGAAUUCUGUAGUACUAAGGGCGUCCGCUGGCAUUUCAUUCCCCCAGAAGCCCACACUUUGGUGGAAUCUGGGAACCGGGUGUGAAAUCUAUGAAAUACCAUCUCAAGAGGGUUGUAGGUGAGACACGACUUACCUUUGAGGAAAUGAGCACCUUUCUUGCGCAAACGGAAGCCAUUCUCAAUUUGCGACAAUUGUGCCCAAUGUCAGAGGACCCCAGCGACUAUUCCGUUCUGACACCAUCCCAUUUCUUGAUCGGGCGCUCUGGUGUGGCUUUACCUAUGCCGUCUUAUGAUGAUGACCGGGUAGGGCGUCUCAGCAGGUAUCAGCAUCUCUAGCUGAUGAAUCAACAUUUUUGGAACAAAUGGUCGCGCGAAUACCUUCAUCAUGUGCAAGGCCGCCAAAAGUGGAACACGAAGGUUAACUCGAAUUUCAAGAUUGGUGCGAUGGUCUUGUUAGUGGAAGAAAACUUACUUACGCAACAAUGGAAACGAGGCCGCAUUGUUGCUGUACAUCCCGGCGAAGACAAUAUUGUUCGAGUGGUGACAGUUAAAACGGUAAACGGAGAGUAUAAACGAGGAGUAGCGAAUGUUGCUGUCGAAACGGGUGAAACGGUUGAAACUGAAUUAUCAACGGGGGCGUGAAUGAAUGAUGCAAAUGAGACCGUCUCUGCUCUCGGUGGAUUCACCAUGGACAGCAACGUAACCGACCGGACAACCCACCUAGUCACGCUGGAACCAAGGCGAACCAUCAACAUCCUGAGAGCACUGAUCCGUGGGCUUUGGAUCGUACGGUACGAAUGGAUCGAGCAAUCCGCCCGCGCGGGCACCUGGCUACCUGAGGAACAGUUCGAGGUGAGGGAUUUUACCGCUGCCGUCCAAAUUUGCCGGAGCGAGCGGCAAGCCUUUGGACCCCGAUAUCGCAUGGAACUGUUCGCCGACUGUGGUCCGUUUUACGUGUCACAGAGGUGCGAGGUACCACAGGAUCAACUGCGGGAACUGAUCAUCACGUGCAAAGGUAAAAUAACGGGAAAUGCACUCACUGCCAAGUAUCUGAUUGUGCAUUCCAAGCAGGAUUUGAAACAGGUUCCCAGUGGAGCUCUUUGCCUGAAUCAUCUCUGGCUGCUCGAUAGUAUCAGUGUUAAUAAGUUGAAGAAAACCAGCAAGUACUUGGUAAAAAAUUGACUGAUUUCAAAUACGUUUCCAGAAUAA
Molecule: messenger RNA, 1756 nt
Organism: Topomyia yanbarensis
Lineage: Eukaryota; Metazoa; Arthropoda; Insecta; Diptera; Culicidae
Product: microcephalin-like
Exons: 2
Biological process (GO): mitotic cell cycle
Source: RefSeq, a predicted model, not a curated record